CAGCCGGACCUGUAAGACGUGCCCGGUUGAAGCGUAAUUCAACCAGUUCGGUUAUUUUUGUAAUAGACAAUUGAAAAAGAAGACAAAUAUUUUAAUUAGUGAAUGUUGAUAAGAAGGCGAAAAUCUAACAUAGCAAUAAAACCGUGAGUUUUGGAUUUACCGCAGUUUGUCUGGUGGUUUUAUGAUUCCUACGACAAAUGAUGCUGUAGGAUUUGAAAAGCGGUUGUUUGUACGAUAUUGGAAGAUGUGUAAAAGCUUGAUAGCGAUUGUAUUUUAAGUGUUUAUGAGUGAAUAUCGAGAAUCACACAGUAAAUAUUUUGCUGGAAUCUGGUGUUUGGUGGGUUUGGUAUUUUGUCAGAUUAUGUCUCGUGUGGUGCUCAUAAGGAAGAUUGAAGAAAUAGGUCAGUAAAGAUAAUAUUCCCUGCGAAUUGUGAUGCCUAUUUAUGUCGAUGAUGGAAUGUAAAAAGACUAAUCAAGUGUGAAUGAGUGUCUCGUGCUGUGUGGAGACAGUUUCAAAUUUGCAAUUAUAUUAAUUGGAAUGAGUUUUCGCCGCACCUUGCCGGAUAUAUAGUGUCAAUUUCAAUUAGGAUUGGCGCCUCGCAUUUGUGAUAGACUACUUAAAGGAUAAUUAGAAAAAAACCGCUCGACUGCGUACGUGUGUCCAGGGAGUUGGAGGUGAUUUGGAGUUUAUACCACACGAACUAUUUUCGAAUUAGACAGGAAUAUGGAAAGACGUUUUAGUACAUGGAUUUACUAUUGAAAGUCGUAGCACUUGCCUUUAUCAUUCUUUUUGGAACGAAAAGGGAACUACUAGCUGAAGAUCUGCACGAGUUACAAAUCCACACGGUGCGAUAUGACAGUAAUUCCGACCUGCUGCAGCUUAACAUUUCAUGGGAGACAGCAUUGGAGAAAAGUACCCUCUACCAGGUUUCGGUGCAUCAUGUGGCCACUGCAAAUUGCUCCAUCGAACACACACCAUUCGCAAACAAACGGGACAUCAAGUGUGCACCGAUCGUUACGGAAACGGAGCAAACAACGGUACUUAUACCACGAGAUCCACACGUUUUGCAUAAGCACGAGUGCGUUAUCUUGGCACUAUGCACGUACGAGGUAGUUGUUAAGCCAUUAGACUAUGUCAAAUCUCUUACCGAGAUUUACCAGGUUCCCGAGUGCGUGGAACAGGUUUGUUCCUGCUACUACGAACGGAGCCUGCCUAAUAUAAGUACCGAAGCGUAUGUUUCGGAUAAUCAGUUAGCUGUCAACUGGAUUGUAGGAGAUUUCGUCGAUUCCGAGUUGCCGGAUGACGUCGAACUAGACCACGUGUUAAUUACCGUUCGCCGUGGUCAAAAUGAGGAUUUGGUCUGGGGAGGAAUGGAUAGCAGCAAAAAAUCUGUAAUGCUACCUGCCACUCCUGUUGGCAGCUACUUUUUCAACGUAACGGAUUUUCCAGGACAAAAAACCAUUUUCCUUGUGCACGCGCGGCUCUACGAUAGUAGGCGCUGCUAUGCGGAUGCCGUCCCAAAUCGAGUUUUUCUACCAAACGAUGCCACAAAGAAACUGAAUCGAAGCAACACAGAUCAAAUAGAUUGCAUCGAGGAGGACUGUGCCUGUCAGUACCUUAACAAUUUUGCCAACUUUAGUGUGUUAACGCAAUUGGUAGAUCAAACGAUGGUAGUCACGUGGAAUAUCAACCAGUGGAACCCGUUGGCUGGCCCCAGUGUGAAUUUGGACAUUCGAAACGUUAAACUAGUGCUUUAUGGACCAAAAAUGAUCAAUUUGAUGGAAAGGGAAGUCAAAUGGAAUGACUCACGUGUCUCAAUCGAUCUCGCUAAGUAUAAAACUUUCGGAACAGCGCUGACAUUGCGAACAACCGCCAUUGACGUCAAUGGUUGCGAGAAGGAUGCUCCGCCAUUAAACGUCAUUGUUCCAGAGCCUGUAGUUACACUGUACUUAUUUCUGAUCCUGUUCGUGGUAUGUUCCGGAGCAGCAGUCGCUUGUAUUGGAUAUAAAGUAUACUUUAAAAAACGACGAUUUACGCAAAAUUGGCGUGAAGUAUACGUCACUACCAGUUUCGAUCGCCAUCAUCAACCGAUGCAAAUGGAGGAGAACCGACUAUACACAGAUUUAGAAAUCUUGGAAGCUCGUGCCAGAGGUGAUGCUGACAUGCUAGAAGUACCCCAUUCUUGCCUCCGUAUUGGCAGAGAAAUUGGCAAGGGGGCUUUUGGACGGGUUUUCAUGGCCAGUGCAAGCAAACUGCCGGGCUGCAAUGGAAUAUUGAUAGUAGCGAUAAAGCAACUUAAAAAGUGUCCCACGGCGGAUGAGUUCGAUGAGUUUUUAGACGAGAUUGCAAUGCUGAAAAGGGUAGGACGGCAUCCCAAUAUUGUUACUUUGCUCGGCUGCUGCACCAUAAAGGAACCGUUGACUAUGAUCAUGGAGUACAUCGGUUGCGGGGAUUUGUUGGAAUAUUUAAGAAAGAUUCGUUCGAAGCACUUAGCUAGAGUAGCUUGUCAAGAGGCUGCUAAUGCAUCAUCAGUAGAAACUAUCAGUUUGCAGCAAUCUAUGUCAAAUCAGUCUAACAAUACGGUGUUUGGACCGAUUAUCAAAUACAUGGACAUCUUUCAUACUUCGAGCUCUAAUUCGGACACAUCAUACAUAACACAACCCGACACUGUUUUAAGGCCAUCAGUAACAGAAACAAUGUACACCACAUUGGGUAGCAGCACUGAGGGAGAUGCCGAAAAUGUGAAAGAGAAUCCUAGUUCGAUUGAAUACGUUUUAGACCACAACGAAUUGCAUGAUUUUGCAAGACAAAUUGCGUGUGGGAUGCAGCAUCUGGAAGAGAAGCAGAUCACCCAUCGAGAUCUAGCCGCCAGAAAUAUUUUGAUUGAUGAAAGGAAAACCCUGAAGAUAUCAGAUUUCGGACUGUCGAGAACAGGAAUAUACGUCAAUACAAGAAACAAAAAGGUUCCGUUGCGUUGGCUUUCCAUAGAAGCAAUGCGUGAUAAUUUGUAUUCUAAUAAAAGCGACGUUUGGGCGUUUGGCAUCGUGUUGUGGGAAAUUGGAACGCUCGGUGGAUAUCCGUACCCAACGGUCAGUAACCACGAGCUGUUGGCGUACCUGCAUAACGGCAAUCGGCUUGAGCGGCCCGAAAUCUGUAGUACCGAAUUGUAUAAGCUGAUGCUUAAUUGCUGGAAAGCCGAACCAGAGAACCGUCCAUCAUUCCAACAAAUUAGCAAAUCACUGCAGCCCCAUCAUAGAAUUUAUAUCGAUUUCAACGAAAUUGAGCCAACAUACGUGUUCCCACCUACAUCUGAACAAAUCCGGCAAGCCCUAAUCAACAAUAAGUAAUUCGGUGGUAAACUUAACGAAGACAAUGAGCUUUGGUGACCUCCAUAACUCAAAUGUGUAUUUGUAAGCCGGUAGAUAAACUUCCCUUUUUGACGGCCGGCGACGGCGAAUUUGUACCUUGAGAUCAGAAGUAUUUAUAGUCGGUAAGUGUUUAAGCGUCGAUUCUAAAAGUGGAACGAUGUCUGUGACUGAAAGUGCUUUAGGUGUAUUGUUCAGAUAACGUUGUUCCAGAUAAAUAUACAAAGUAUCGCAGAGAAAUAC
Sabethes cyaneus is the source of this 3609-nucleotide messenger RNA. RefSeq names its product platelet-derived growth factor receptor alpha. The record is from RefSeq and is a predicted model, not a curated record. Gene Ontology annotation, cellular component: signaling receptor complex. Gene Ontology annotation, molecular function: transmembrane receptor protein tyrosine kinase activity; ATP binding. Gene Ontology annotation, biological process: multicellular organism development; positive regulation of kinase activity; protein phosphorylation. The coding region runs from base 745 to 3348 and encodes 867 amino acids. The transcript has 22 exons. Lineage: Eukaryota; Metazoa; Arthropoda; Insecta; Diptera; Culicidae.